This is a messenger RNA of Varroa destructor (honeybee mite), 3893 nucleotides long. It is a transcript of the gene Oseg1, whose product is annotated as intraflagellar transport protein Oseg1. Gene Ontology annotation, biological process: non-motile cilium assembly; intraciliary retrograde transport; protein localization to cilium. Lineage: Eukaryota; Metazoa; Arthropoda; Arachnida; Mesostigmata; Varroidae. The record is from RefSeq and is a predicted model, not a curated record. Gene Ontology annotation, cellular component: intraciliary transport particle A; non-motile cilium. Gene Ontology annotation, molecular function: protein binding.
CUUGAAUAAAUCGAACUAUUUCAAGUUAUAACCCUGCAUGAACAAGCUGAGAUGCAUAUUAGACUAUUUGGGAAAAAUAUUUUCUAAGAUUGAAGCCAAAAUUGAAUCGUGAGUUUCACGAACCUUAAGUAUUUACUGCAGUACUGAGAAAGCUCUGUACCAGCUAGGAUGCGCACAAGCGUUUUGUGGCAGGAUAAUGUAAGAGACACUGAGAGCAACGAACAGCCUAAAUGAUGGUCGCUAAUUAUUGACCAUGUGGACCAUGCACAUGUGUACAUCAUGCACACCUAGCGUAAGAGCUCUGUUUAAGAAUUUUUGAUUACGGAGUCGUAAAUAUCCAUGAUCGUUACAUGAUCUAUUUUUUUGUGGUGAAACGGGUCAUAGUCGUUGAUGCGCUGUUAUGCAUGACAUAGUAGGAACAUUGUUUGAAUAAUUCAAUUAUUAUGGGGAAAGAAGGCAAUGGUAUGUAAUAUUGAUGAGAUCGUAUGUUACACGGACUAUUGCUGCCUUGAGAAAUGCCUUUUCCAGGUGAUCUAUGAUGUAUGUUUUGAGCCUGACGGAGCUAAGCUCCUUGUCGCAGCGGGCAGCAAGAUUCUGGUCUACAAUACCGAUUCUGGGCAACUCAUCGAUGCACUUAAAGGCCAUAAAGAUCUCGUCUACUGUCUGUCAUAUGCCUCGGAUGGUCAACGAUUUGCGUCUGGCGGCGCUGACAAGAUGGUAAUUAUCUGGACCCCCCAACUAGAAGGGAUACUCAAGUAUUCCCAUACAGAUUCGCUGCAAUGUCUUUCCUACAAUCCGAUCACUCACCAACUGCUGAGCUGUGCUACCGGCGAUUUUGGUAUCUGGAGCUGGGAACAAAAAUCUGUGACGAAACACAGAGUGACAGCGCGUAUCACAAGCUGCUGUUGGAAGCAAGACGGGUCAUGCUUUGCCCUUGGUAUGGCGAACGGAGUAGUGUCUGUUCGAAACAGAGUUGGAGACGAAACCUUAAAGAUCGAGAGACCUAGCGAAGUAUGGGGAGUUGCGUUUUGCCCACCCGCUGAUGACGAAUUCGACCUCGCAGUAGCUGACUGGAGUCAAACUCUCUCAUUUUAUACACUUAAUGGCCGAUUGGUAACAAAAGAACGUCCUCUAGGCUUCGACACGUUAUUUAUGAAAUAUUUCGGCAACAACUAUCUUGUUCUUGGUGGUUCGAACAAUGCGUUAACAAUACUUAGUCGCGAAGGAGUUCAUCUUGGUGGACCUCUCUGUGACCAAAAAGGCUGGCUGUGGUGCUGCGACAUAAUACCCAAUAAAGAUACUCAUAAUAUAGCCAUCGGAUGCAAUGAUGGCACAAUUUCGCUCGUCCAGCUUGGUCUAGCUACCGUUCACAGCCUUUAUCGAGAGCGGUACGCAUUUCGUGAAAAUAUGACACACGUGGUCAUACAACAUAUGGUGACUGGUGAAAAAGUACGCAUUAAAUGUCGUGACGUCGUGCGUAAACUUGCAAUCUACAAGGAUAACCUCGCGGUGCAGUUGGCCGAGCGCAUUAUGAUCUAUGAACAGGCCGAGGCGAUGCACUAUAAAGUCAAGAAGAAACUCAACAUGAAAGUUGAGUGCAGUCUUUUAGUGAUUUGCUCGGAAAACCUUGUACUUUGCCAAGAACGAAUGUUACAGUCUCUCAGACUUGAUGGUAACGUAGAUCGUCAGUGGACAAUGUCUGCGCCGAUCCGGUACAUCAAAAACAUUGGGGGCGCGCCGGGACGGGAAGGUCUUCUUAUUGGAUGUAAAGAUGGAAGUGUCUCACUUGUUUAUCUUAAUAAUUCGGUAGCUUUGGAAAUGCUAAAGAGUCAGAGCUCCGGUGUGAGGUGUUUAGACUGCUCUGCAUAUCGUAACAAAAUCGCAGUUGUCGACGAUGCCGGUGUGUUAAAAGUCUACAACAGGCGAGAAACUGACAGAAAGGUUUUGUUCGAGGUAAAAGACUCUGCGGCAAGCGUCGCCUGUAGUACGCAACUGGAAGAUUUGUGCGCCUUUUCAGGCAACCAGAAUCUAUGCGUUCGGCUAUGCAAUGAGAACUCUGCUUCAAACCUUACGUUUGAGGGUUUUGUGGUCGGUCUAAGUGGAAACAAUGCAUUUUGCCUUCAGUACAAUACUAUGAUUACGUUUCGUUUGGCGUUGGGUGUUGCGAUCAACUCUGCAUUAGCUAGAGGUGCUGAGAACGCUUACGAGAUUUGCUGCUUAGGCGCCUCGAAGUAUGACUGGACGAAAUUACUAAAUAGCGCGUGUGCUUCGUACGACCUCUCUGUAAUUCGAAAAGUCGCCCAGCGUAUGAAGAGCUACUCAACUUGCCUUAUUGCUAAGGCAGCUGAAAACGAAACCGAUUCACAGAUGCAGAAGUUCAUAAUUCUGACACGCCUCUUGAAACAGUACACGGAGGCGGCUAAAUUGGAGGGCUCCUCGCAAUUGCAGGAUUCAAUAAAUACGCUGGCUUCUGAUCUCAACAUUCUAGACCGCUCCAGAAUAGCGAAAAAUAAGGGUGCCAUCCUUCGCCGGGCUCAAUGGGCACAAAAAAUGAACGACAACAAAACCGCAAUUGAGCUGUUUUUGGCAGCGGAUGAUGUUCUAAGCGCGAUUCGGAUUCUUGCACAAACAGGACAACAGGACCUUAUUUGGGACAAUUUGAAGAAGCUUGAUCCGCAGAAAGACCGCGAACAGUUGCUCCUCUGUGCGCAGUACCUAAAGAGCGUUGGCCAGGCUGAACUUUGCGUUCGUAUUUUUGAACAGAUGAAUGAUGAAGCUCUACUUCUUCAGGUCUACUGCGACACGGCCGUGUGGGAUAAAGCGAUUGAAAUUGCGUCCCGAAGAGGAACGUCAGUUGAGAAAGAUGUCUACUUCCAACAAGCGAGUUGGUUAGCCGAAAACGAUCAGUUUAUCGAAGCACAACUCGCCUUCCAGAAAUCCGGGCGACGAAAGGAUGCGUUGCGCGUCCUGGAACAGCUACUAGAAAAUGCGAUCGAUGAGGAACGUUUUAAUGACGUAAGCUGGUACUAUCUACAAAUGGCCCAACAUCACGCCUCAAAUGAACAAGGCGAUGAUGUAAAGUACACCAGUUUACUGAAGUUGGCGACCAUCUAUUAUGCGUACAAUUAUAUUUAUCGAUAUAUUGUCGAUCCAUUUACAGUACAUUCGGCGCAUACGUUGUUCUGUAUUGCGCGUUACCUCCUCAAUGAGGAAGCAGCUGUUAGCCAAGCUGCCGCCAUAUCCCGAAGUAGUAUUCUUAUCGCACUGGCAAAACAGUGCAGCAUUAUGGGCGCGUUCAAAGUCGCUCGUUCGGUGUACAACAAACUGCAACACCUGCUCUUCCCACGUAACCAACAGCUUCGAGAAUCCGUUGCCAUCCAUUCGAUAAUCAGUAGGUCAAAGCCGUUUGUUGAUGCAGAAGAUACUGAGCUGCCGUGCUAUGCGUGUACAAGCAUGAAUCCUGCUCUGACUAAGAACAACAGGUGUACGUCUUGCGGCCAUGCGUUUGUCUAUUCACUAAUCAGUUUCGAGGUCCUUCCCGUCAUUCCGCUGGUCAAUGAGUUGUUAAGUGAAGAAGAGUUUUCAGAGGCGCUUGGCGCAGGAAAGCUUUACCGCGACGCGGAAUACCGCGUGGUACGCUCCGGUGGUCAACCGUUAAAUCCUCGAGCUGUCCUCACCGUAUCAAAGCGACCACCAUUUUUGCCUCAGUACUUUCUUAACGUGAUGCCGGACAUCCCAGUGAGUUAUUGUCGGGGUUGUUACCAGCUAUUUUCAAGUGAUGAUUUCGAAAUAAGCACUCUGCAGUACGGUCAUUGUCCGUUCUGCAGAACGUCUGCCGAUGAAUUACACAACAACUCCAUGACCUAGAGGGAGCUUAAACUUUUUUCUUUUUG